This is a messenger RNA of Cercospora beticola, 1599 nucleotides long. RefSeq lists its product as uncharacterized. The record is from RefSeq and is a predicted model, not a curated record. NCBI's taxonomy places the organism in Eukaryota, Fungi, Ascomycota, Dothideomycetes, Mycosphaerellales, Mycosphaerellaceae.
GCAAGUCGUCACUACUGUCUGCGACAACACAACAAAGCCGCCUCUGCUGUCUGCGACACGCAUUCAACCGUCACUGCAGACUGCGCUCGCUGCACCAUACACUACAUCGCAGCCGUCCGCCAUUUGUAGCCGCGAGCACGUUGGGCCGCCCGUUUUGCGCGAAGAUUCUUCGCUUGACGGAUCCACCCCGGUCGCUAGUUAUAGCGGGCGUGGGAGCAGACUGUCACAGGACUCCGUCACACCUUGUUGUCCCACCACCGCCCUCCCUCCUGCUCCUCACUCCUUUGACGCCUGACAACUACUCCGACUGCGGCUCGACAGCCAUUCUGCACCCAGCAAACAAUGGACUCGAUGCAGAGACUGUCGACGUCUCUUCCCCGGAACCGCAGCGAAGUGCCGAACGAUUUGCUUGCAGACUUCAAGGCUGCCGCUAGAUCGGUUACCGACCUCUAUAGAACAGCCGUCACUUCACAGAAGCAGGCUCGAACGGCAGGAUACCAGGAUGCCCUCGACGACCUGCUCGCCUUCCUGGACAAGGAGAACAUGGGAUUGAUGGACGGCGAAGGCUGGCGAGUGCGUCAGUGGGCGACUGCCCGCUUGGAUGGCAGUGGAUUCUCGGCCGGUACAGUGGCCACCAACACAACCGAGGAGGACGAUGAGGACAGAUCAGUCAAGGAAGAGGAAAAGGACGAUACCAGGAGCUCGAGUCCGGAACUGCAGAGACGACCAGUGUUGCCCACUGCGACCAGCGAACUCACGGUAGAGGACGAUACGCCACUUCAACGACGAGUCGUCUCCGAACCGCCACAAGCUCAGCUGCCUGUACAACCGACACCACAGCAACAACUACCGCAGACCACGUUCUCAUUUCAGUCCAAUCACGCAUAUCCACAUGGCAAUCACGACAGAGACAUGGAAUUGGAUGGAAACAGCACCACUUCUGUACAGGCUUACGCACCAACAUCGGUUCCUUCUGCUGCAGACAAUGCUGUCCGCAUAAUACCGCGAUCUACCCGCUCGAAUCGACGCUCUAACCACAACCGACGAGCAGCGAGUGACAACCGCACUCCAACUUUAAACUUCAACCUUGGAUCAGCAUCUGGCACGAAGCGGAAAAUACCCUUCCCCGACUUCUUCGAUAUUUCUGGCAUCAACGACAACGGAGACAGGAAAGACGAUGGGAGGGACAGGGGAGGAAAGCGGAGGCAUGUGUGAAGGACGUUUUACCGCGCAUGACCAAGAUUGUGCUUGAUUGGGACGGAGCAUGUCAGCAUUCCGAGCUGUACUAUCUCUAGUGCAAAGGAGUUUCAUGUGCAUGGGAAAUGCUGUCAUUCGAAGCGAGCGCGGAGUACAGGUUUUUUGGUCUGAGGACUGCAUCUUUUUGAGGUGUUUUUGUGGAAGAUGCAUAGGACUGGCGAUUCUAUCCUUUCGAGGAGUACUGAGGAAGGAUUCGAGGAGUACUGGGGAAGGAGACCUUGGAAGCAUUAGGCAGAAAGGGGAACAUUUUGCAGUUGCAUUGUAGAGGUGGAGUCUUGUCGUUAUUGUCUUUUGAAAAGAUACCCAGGGAUGUUACGCAGACAACGAAACCAAAUGAGAAUU